Scheffersomyces stipitis CBS 6054 is the source of this 3033-nucleotide messenger RNA. RefSeq names its product cohesin subunit (gene SMC3). Gene Ontology annotation, biological process: mitotic sister chromatid cohesion. The record is from RefSeq and is a predicted model, not a curated record. Gene Ontology annotation, cellular component: chromosome. NCBI's taxonomy places the organism in Eukaryota, Fungi, Ascomycota, Pichiomycetes, Serinales, Debaryomycetaceae. Gene Ontology annotation, molecular function: ATP hydrolysis activity; double-stranded DNA binding; ATP binding. The transcript has a single exon. The annotation marks the transcript as partial.
AUGCACAUCAAGAAGAUCAUCAUCCAGGGCUUCAAGACGUACAAGAAUGCCACGGUUAUAGAUCUCGUGUCUCCACACCACAAUGUUGUGGUGGGACGAAAUGGGUCUGGAAAAUCCAAUUUUUUCGCCGCGAUCAGAUUCGUAUUAUCCGACGACUACACCCAUAUGGGCCGGGAAGAAAGACAGGCGUUGAUCCACGAGGGCUCCGGAACUGUGAUGUCAGCAUAUGUAGAGAUUGUAUUCGACAAUCGCGAUGGCAGAAUUCCUCUUAACAGAAACGAAGUAGUAAUCAGAAGAACUAUCGGUUUGAAGAAGGACGAUUACGCGUUGGAUGGAAAAUCAGCUACGCGUUCUGAUAUCCUCAAUCUUUUGGAAAGCGCAGGGUUUUCGAGAUCAAACCCCUACUAUAUAGUUCCGCAGGGAAGGAUUACCAGUUUGACCAAUGCCAAGGAUUCGGAUAGACUCGUCUUGUUGAAAGAAGUCAGUGGAGCCACAGUGUUUGAAAACAAGCUCAAGGAAUCCGAAAAGGAAAUGAAUAACUCCACUUAUAAAAAGCAGCGUAUUGAUGAAACUCUUGCUUCCAUCGACGAAAGAUUGUCGGAUUUACAGAUCGAAUCAGCCGACUUGAAGAAAUUUCAAAGUUUGGAUAAAUCCAAGAAGAUCUUGGAAUAUAAUUUGUUUGACCGUGAGUUCACGGACUUGAAGACCUCCAUAGACGAAACUGACGAAACAUACAACGAACUUUUGACAGAAUCGCAACAAGAUCUCCAGGAUCUAGAUAAUCGUGAAAAGUUAUGUCAGCAGUUAUCUGACACAAUUAACGACUUAAAGAUCUCUAUAAAGGUAUCGCAAUUGAAUAAGGAGCAGUCUGAUUUGGAUUACAACCAGAUGUUGAAAAUAGUAGCAGAGAAGGAAGUCAAACUAAGCGACUUGAAAUCUACGCUCCAUUCGUCGCGUCAUAAUGUGGAAGAAGUGAACCGCCAAAUUGUAAAGUACAGACAGGUGAUUGCAGAACACGAAUCCAAGGUAUCUAGCUUGAAACCCCAGUUAGAUAGCUUGCAAGGAAGAGAACGUGAAUACAAGGAAAAAUUGGUAGAUUUAACUUCUAAACAAAGAGCUUUAUAUUCUAAACAGAAUAGAUUUCUGAAGUUCAAGACCAAAAGAGAGAGAGAUACGUGGUUAACGACAGAAAUAUCGACUCUUAAGAAGCAGCUUCAAUCUAAGGAAACCGAUAUCAGUCAGUUGAAUUCAGAAAUCAAGAACCAGGAAAGUGAUAUCAGUGGAUGGAAUACUCAGAUUGAUAAGUUAAAUGGACAACUCCACGACGGAUCCCAUUCCAAUUCAAUCCACAAAUUGAAGACCACUGUAGGUGAUUUGAAACUGCAAAUCAAUGAGCUCAACGAUAGGCGUAAGCUCUUGUGGCGUGAUGAAAUUAGAUUCAGAAGUAUCUAUGAUUCCAUCAAUAAUGACUUAAACAAUGCCAAUAACAUGGUCAAUCUGACUAUGGAUAGAGCACAGGCCCAAGGACUUGCUGCUGUGAAAACUAUUGCUGUCAACUUGAACUUGACUGAGAACGUUUAUGGUCCAUUGGCUUCGUUAUUCAGUGUCAGCGACAAAUACAAGGUAGCUGCUGAAGUAAUUGCAGGAAACUCUUUGUUCCAUGUAGUUGUUGACAAUGAUAACACGGCAUCGUUGAUAAUGAACGAGCUUGCAAGAUCCAAAGCAGGAAGAGUAACUUUCAUUCCGCUCAAUAGAAUUGACUUCUCACCAAUUGAGUUCCCAGAUAGCAAUGAGCAUCAAUGUAUUCCAUUGAUAAAGAAAUUGAAAUUCAAUGAAAACGUUAGUAAAGCUAUUCAUCAAGUUUUUGGCAAGACCAUCGUUGUAGGUGACUUACCAACAGGAGCAGAAUUAGUUAGAUCGUACAAUGUUUCUGCUAUCACAUUGGAUGGUGACAGAGCUGAUAGAAGAGGAGUCUUGACAGGUGGUUUCAGAGAUUAUAAAAGGUCGAGAAUAGACGCAUUGAAAAUACAAGCAAAAAAGAAGGUUGACUUAGAAAAGAUUGAAUCUGAAUUGCAAGAAUGUGUCAAGGAAAUUGAGCUGGUCAAUCAGAAUAUUACAUCUUUGAAUAAUGAAUAUCAACUCAGUGUCCGUGAUUUGGACCGAUUGCAGCAGGGACAAGAACCAAUUAAGAUUGAAUUAUCUCAAUUGUCCAACAAGAAGUUUAAUGUCGAACAAGAAUUGAAUAGUCUAAGAUACAACGUUAGCAACGCCCAAGCAACAAGAAGUACGUUGUUGAUCAAAAUUAAACAGCAUGAAGGUGAAUUGGAUAAUAAUUUCACUCAAUCAUUGAGCGAUGAGGAACUUCAAACCUUGGAGGACUUAACUAGUCAAAUAAAAGACGUGGAAGCGCAAUUGGACAAGGUCGUCACUCAGUUGUCUGAUUCAGAAACCCAGAUUUCUGCCUUGGAUUCGGCGAUGCUUAAUGAUUACAAGCCAACUUUGUCGAAGCUUCUUAAACAGAGUACUCUGUUUGGUGAUAGUAAUACAAACGACGAAGAAGUAAGGUCACUUGAAAAGGAAAUUAAAAAUUUGCAAGUGGAAUUGCAUUCUAUUCAGAUAAGAAAUGAAUCUGCCACACAAGAAUUCGAUAGAAUCAGUAAGGAAAUCGCAGAUAGUGAAAAUUCAUUGAAGAAAGCAAAUGCUCAACAGCUUAUUCUAAUCAAGAAAUUGGAGAAGUUCUCGAAGUCUUCCGAACAAAUCUUGAACAGAAAGGCGAUUUUGACAAACAGACGUGAAGAAAUUCAUAAAAAGAUCAAGGAAUUGGGUGUUUUACCUGAAGAAGCUUUUCAGGCGUCGAACUACGAUCAAUACAACUCAGAUCAAUUGUUAGAAAAGUUGAACAAAGUCAAUGAAGACUUAUCCAAAUACUCUCAUAUUAACAAAAAGGCAAUGGAACAGUACAAUACGUUCACGAAACAGAGAGACGAUUUGGUCAAAAGAAGGGAGGAAUUGGAUACUUCUCGUGAGUCCAUC